This is a messenger RNA of Periophthalmus magnuspinnatus, 3019 nucleotides long. RefSeq names its product YdjC chitooligosaccharide deacetylase homolog (gene ydjc). The record is from RefSeq and is a predicted model, not a curated record. NCBI's taxonomy places the organism in Eukaryota, Metazoa, Chordata, Actinopteri, Gobiiformes, Gobiidae. Bases 288 to 1211 code for a protein of 307 amino acids. Gene Ontology annotation, biological process: carbohydrate metabolic process. The transcript has 7 exons. Gene Ontology annotation, molecular function: deacetylase activity.
GCACACUUCCUAUGAUCCAGGUCUGAUCCAGGUCUACAGACAUCAGGACGUCCCCGGUGUGCGCCCUCCCAGAGCGCACACGGAGGCGCAGAGACAUGGAGGCCUGACAAAAGUUACAGUAAGACCCAACCCCACUUGAAGACAGUCUGCUCCCAGUCUCACCUGACGCGUAUUGACGUUUCCAGCUGCUCCCAGUCCCACUGGCGUGUACCUACUUAAUCCACACUUUUGGGACAGUGGAUCUGAAUGUCUGCAUGUCGGACUGUAUUUUUCAGUGAGGAGCCACGAUGCCUCAGUCCAGGAUGCAGUUGGUGGUGACGGGAGAUGACUUUGGGUAUUGCCCACGGAGGAAUCAGGGGCUGGUGGAAUGCUUCCUGUCCGGGGGCAUUACCACAGUGUCCCUGCUGGUCAACGGCUCUGCUGCCCAAGAGGCCGCCGAGCUGGCCAAGAGACACAGCAUCCCCAUUGGGCUCCAUGCCAACCUGUCGGAGGGCGUCCCCAUGUGCCCCAACCUGCUGCAGUCCACCCUGGUGGACCACCGUGGACUCUUCCAUGGAAAGAUGGGCUUCCGGCGCUGCCUGGAAAGAGGGCAGCUGUGCCUCACACAGGUAGAGAUGGAGCUGCGUGCUCAGGUUAGGCGCUUCACAGAACUGACUGGCCAGCGGCCACAGCACAUGGAUGGACACCAGCACGUGCACGUGCUGCCAGGAGUGCGGCAGGUCUUUGCUCAGGUCUUGUCUGACUUGAGUAUCCCGUUCACUAGAGUGCCAGUGGAACCUGGUCUCCACAGCUGCCCGUGGCUCCAGGCUCCUCUGAGAACCUUCUACAGACAAGUGGAGCAGGACGCUCUGGACUCCAUCCCUGUCUUCAGGAAAUACUCACUCAGGUGGCCCGAUGUGUACCUGGGCCUGACCACUAUGGGCCAGAACAUGUCUGUGUCCAGUUUGCAGAGGGCGCUGUCCCACGCCCUGUCCACAGAGUCCUCUGAUGGCACACCCACAGAGCACCUGCUGAGCGCCGAGCUGAUGGUGCACCCCGGGUACCCCAGUCUGCCCGGGGAGGGAGGCUGUGGGGAGGGGCCUGAUGACUUUUCCCAGUCCCCAGAGCGACAACACGAGCUCCAGGUCCUCACAGACCCCUCCCUGAGCACCCUGUACCGGAGCCAGGGGGUCCAACUCAGCUGCUUCAGAGAACUGCACACAAGUACAUGAGACAUACACACAACUAGGGGGCACAGACGAGCCGAAACUGUUACUCUACUUUAAAGGGCCCAUAUUUUGCUGUUCUUUUGUCUACGCUUUAAUGCUUUUUCUUCAAAAAACAAAAACAUGUCUAGAGUUGUGUUUUAUUUCAUUUACACAUGUAUAGCACACAAACCCUGCACAUUUAGGCUAAGUUCUUCUCUCAAACAGAACAUCACUGUUCCACCUUGUGAUGUCAUGUGGUAAUACAGGAAGUGCUCCACUGUGUUUUAACUCCAUACACCUUCACUAGAAUCAUUUGGAUAAUUUCAUUCUUGGAAUUGCCAGUCUAUACUGAACAAAAGGUAAAAGGAGCUGUUAACUUGAAAACUACCACUUCAUGACAUCACACGGUGGAUCAGAGCAUUUUGAGCUUUAGAGAUGUAGACAGACUAAUAAUAAAGGGUUACUUAAACAUGUGCGGAUGAAAAAAAACACAAAUCCAGGUAUGUUUUUUAUGAGGUGGCAGCAUUAUAACUUGGAUUAAACCUCACAAGAGUCAGUUUUGCAUAAUAUAGGACCUUUAAAGGAAUACUCAAGUAAUCAAGGAGAGGGGAAAAAAUGGGGUGCAGUGGUGUUGUAUUCAUCUAUGAGUCAAAAGGUUGUUUGUUCAAAUCCUGCCUGAGCACUUGCAGAGUUCUAUUUGAUCCCUACUAACCAUAGGGAUUCAUAGAACCCUAGUUACAUUUGUAACUUUUGUAAUGGGCUGGUUUGGACCGGACAUCCAGUGUAAAAAUAAACCAAACACCCAACCUUAUGACUGGUUGUAUUUGACAAGCCCUGCUGAAAAACGUUAGUUAAAAGUAUUGAUAAAGUUAAAGGAUGUUUUCUUUGUACUUGAGAAUUAUUACUUGAAAGUAACACCAUCCUUUUAUGGUUUUGGCUAGUACCUCCUCUGGAUUUGUUAAACACAAGGAUGAUUUUAUUUACCAGCACUUUUACCUGUUUUACCUGUUCUUACCUGUUUUACCUCUUUUGUCUGUGCUAGGUCUUUCUGUGAUCCUAUUUCUGAUUGAAAUGAACAAUUGCAUGUAGAUCUUUCCAAUGGGACACAUCAGGGAUGUUUGUAUUUGCAUUAUUCUACACACACUGUAUGUUUAGGUCUUUAUUUGUAGUUUGAGUUUUACACUGUCUGUGUGGAGAGGACAUCCAGCUAAUGUCUGUGUUGUUUAUUUGUGUUUUUCAGCUGAAGACAUUUUAACAUGAAGUUUAAAGUUUAUGAAAAACAAAAUGGUGGCAGGAAUAUUUUUCUGUAUUGAUAUUUUCAUAAAUGAGUCAUGACAUUGACAAAAGUGAAUUCUCUAAUGUUGAGCUGGUUGUUCACACCUGCUGUGCCUUUAUGAAGAGCUUGGAUCUUUUUCUGUAGUUAACAUUAUAUUAUUUACUUUAUUGUUGCUCAUUUGAAUGUGUUCUGCAUUCACAACAUCCAGUAUGUUAAUGAAUUCACAUUAAAACUAAUACACCGCUAUUCUAAACUGCCCUCCACCUCAGUUUUAAAUUAAACUAGGCCUUUUAGACUUGAACAAUCGUAAGUGAAGUAGCAAGCUCUAAAUGUAUUUAAUACCAAGAAAAUCCUUCAUAAAAACAUAUUAUGGUUUGACUAUGAUCAAACACCUGGGAAAUGCUGAGAGGAUGGUGCCUGUGUGUGAACUGUAAAAGCCAUAAUGAGAAGAUUGCAUUGUCUACCUCUCAGGGGGGGUCAUUUAUUUUCUCAAAUGUUCUGCAGGUUUUUAAACUUUCAGUGCAGAGAAUGUUCUUAAUAAAACUAUUCUGAUUUG